GGCUUUUAAGGCCAAUAUGAGAAUGGGAACAAAAAGGGAAUCAAUGGCCUCGAUGAAACCCGAUGAGGGAGAUGUCUUGGCACCUCCACAAUCAAAUUUAGGCCUUGGGGAAGAUGAUCCAAUAGACGACGACGUCAAAGAGGUUGAUGGCAACGUCUAUCGGCACGAGUCCUAA
Messenger RNA from Ilex paraguariensis (yerba mate), 175 nucleotides. The record is from the annotation of a GenBank genome assembly. NCBI's taxonomy places the organism in Eukaryota, Viridiplantae, Streptophyta, Magnoliopsida, Aquifoliales, Aquifoliaceae.